Messenger RNA from Phalaenopsis equestris, 666 nucleotides. RefSeq lists its product as uncharacterized. NCBI's taxonomy places the organism in Eukaryota, Viridiplantae, Streptophyta, Magnoliopsida, Asparagales, Orchidaceae. The record is from RefSeq and is a predicted model, not a curated record. Gene Ontology annotation, biological process: morphogenesis of a branching structure. The annotation marks the transcript as partial. The transcript is spliced from 2 exons.
UUCUCCUCUGUAAUCUGUUUUCUUCUCAAUGUAGCUUUCGAACAUGACGCCGUGGAUCGAAUCGAUCCGGCCCACCACCAUGCAGCGGUCGGAACUGAGCCGGACAGCGAAACACCACUCCUCCUCCACGUUAAUCUCGCCGGUAUCCUCACCAUCGGCACUCUCGGCUAUUCUCACCCACUCUUUCUCCCUCACGCCCCUGAAGAGCCAACGCUGGAUUUGCCGGAGAAAGACAUUCAGGCGGCGGCAAAGCUCCCGACACGAAUAGCUCUGACACCGCCGGUAACUGAAUCGUUGGUGAUGAAAACAGAGCACUCUGCCGUUAAGGUGCAUGCUGCUGAAGAGAAGAUAAUGGCUGAGCCCUUGCUGAAGGAAGACAUGGAGAGGAAGGAGAGAACGACGCUUGGGGAUCUGUUAGCCAUCGAGCGAGCUGUCAAUUGGUGCGAUCAGCCUCCAGCUGUUACCGGCUCAACGUCGAAAAGCACAUCUGCUUCGGAUUUGAAGAAAGGUGGAAAGGAGAAGAGGAAGAAGGGGGGAGAAUUGGAAUUAUCAGAGUUACAGAGUCCAGCUGCUACUGAAAGGAUACAGAGAAUGAUAAAGAGGAUGCUGAAGAAGAAAAUACAUCCGGAGGCGGCAGCGACGGCAAAAAAGGGCAGAGGAGCGGCA